AAAUAGAAAAAAAAGAUAGAACAGCCGCGCCGCCACCGCCUCACUAUAAUAUGAAUGGGUUUAUACAAAAAUGGCAUUGAGGAAAAUAAAAGGCGCAAAACUAUAGGCCUACGGUAGUGCCGCCGAGCCGAGAGUGUAUUAUAGAGAGUAUAGAGUAGGCCUGAAAGUUAAAAUUAAUUUUUUGAAUAAAUAAAUUUUUUUUUGGCGAACGGGCGUAUCAGAGUAUAAAAGCUAAGGUUAGACAGCCACAGAAUCACAGAGCAUUUAUUUGUCAAACCUUACAGACAUGGUACAAAAGUUGAUUAUCUUGGCCGCCCUUGUGGCAGUGAGCUCAGCCGUCGUCAUUGGACCACCAGCUUAUUCACCCUAUGGACCAGUUCUUCCCAGAUUAGCUGCUCCAUUAGGCUUACCAGCUUAUCCCGCUAUCGCUAAAGUUGCCGCUCCAGUAAUUGCAAAGGUUGCCGCUCCAGAACCAUACGAUCCAAACCCACAAUACAGUUACAGCUAUGAUGUCCAUGAUCCCACAACUGGAGAUGUUAAGAAUCAACAAGAAAGUCGAAGUGGAGAUACCGUUCAAGGAUCAUACUCUUUGAUUGAACCUGAUGGCACAAGGCGUUUAGUCGAAUACACUGCCGAUCCAGUCAACGGAUUCAAUGCCGUCGUUCAUCGUGAACCACUUGCUGUUAAAGCUGUAGCACCAGUUGCAAAAAUUUUAGCACCAGCACCACUUUUGGCACCAGCACCACUUCUAGCUCAUGGACCAUUGAUCCCUAAGAUUGCUUCACCUUAUGGUUUGCCAUUGGCUGCUGCCCAUGCACCACUUGGUUAUCCAGGAUUGAUUCAUGGUUGAAGAAAAAAAUUGAUUGAAUGACGACGAUGAUGUGUAUAGUAUUUCAAACGAAAUCAAAGACUCUUCUAUUAUAAAUAUGGAAUAUCUCUUCUGCUUCAAUCCGCCUAAUCUGUGUCAUAUAUAUUAUUGUUGUAAAUGUAUUUAUUAUUUUGUAAUUUCUUUUUUAAUUGUUAAGGCUGUUUGACCGCGAUAAAACAAAUAAACGUU
Episyrphus balteatus (marmalade hoverfly) is the source of this 1057-nucleotide messenger RNA. Its product is annotated as larval cuticle protein A2B-like. Gene Ontology annotation, cellular component: extracellular matrix. The record is from RefSeq and is a predicted model, not a curated record. Bases 287 to 850 code for a protein of 187 amino acids. Lineage: Eukaryota; Metazoa; Arthropoda; Insecta; Diptera; Syrphidae. The transcript is spliced from 3 exons.